UUGCUCUUGUUCUGGAGUGUAUAUAAGGCUCGUGCUCUCGGCUAGAUCAAAGCAUACUUUGGCAAGACCUUCUAGGAGAACGUAUCGUCACCUAACGAGCUCAAAGCGAGACCCAUUAAGAUGACCAGCAGACGCGUGCUCGUCUUUCUCGUCCUGCUGCUGCUCGUGAACGCCGCGAUUUGUCAAACCUUCCAAUACAGCCGCGGAUGGACCAACGGCAAGAGAUCCGAGUUCCCGAGCGCGGCGGACGAGCGUUUCACCAACGGCGACCUGAAGAGAUUGAAGAUGCUGGUGCACGGAAACGCCGACGAACAACCGCUGCUGUUUCAUUGUGACUUCGUGGACAAGAGAAAACUCGUUCACGCGGACAAUUACGCGCCCCGGCUACGCCACGAGAAGGAGCAGAACGACGAUAAUUACUGAAACGGAUACGUUCACCGUAUGUGACGGCCAUCACGUAUCGAUCGCUUCGAGGAAAUGCUCUACCUGUAUUUUAGGCAUCUAGUUUUAAUCAAAUAAAUUAUCAGUGUCCCGAAA
Molecule: messenger RNA, 537 nt
Organism: Ooceraea biroi (clonal raider ant)
Lineage: Eukaryota; Metazoa; Arthropoda; Insecta; Hymenoptera; Formicidae
Gene: Crz
Product: corazonin
Biological process (GO): positive regulation of heart contraction
Molecular function (GO): corazonin receptor binding
Source: RefSeq, a predicted model, not a curated record